AUGGAAGUGGGCCCGCAUACAUUCCCUCGGGAUUGGCCCGAUGUCUACUCGGAAAGCGAUGCCCUGCGGGCGCUUCUGCGACGCCGCGGGCCUUGCGCCUCGAAGCGUGUAAGCGUUGUCCCACUGCCAGAGGAGGAGCAUCUCUGCUGGGCAGAUGGCCUGGAAGUGUGGCCGUUGCAGAGCCGACGCAAUGCCGAGGCCGCUGCUGCUCAUGCUGGCCUGGCACUGGUGGAAGGCUGGGCCAUCUAUGAUCUCCUUGAUGAUGUGACUGGUGCAGCUUUUGUAGCGGAGAGGUAUUGGUGGAAUGCCACGGAGGAUGGAACUUGGGUGGAUUUCAGCCCAAGGCCUGAGAACAUGGAGCAACUGCUGCUGGCUGAGGCCUUGGCACCGGCCGAAGCUCGCGAAGCUCGAGAGGCGACCGUCCUGACGGCGGAAGCACAGGACUUGGCCGAACAUCUGGCGAAGCUCCGCUUUCCGAAGGCGCGGCGUGCGGGUCGGCGCUCGUGGCGCGUGGCGGCACCGGAGCCAGGCUCGCCGGCAAAGCCUCCCUCCGUUGGUGCUGGGAUGCCGACUGCCCAUGACGCACAGGUGUCGAAAGGUGUCGAGGAAAGCCCGAAAGCUGAGGCGGGCACGAAACCGGAAGAAGUAUCAUCUCCCGAAACCGACCAGGCGCCACAGGAGGUGAUCCCACCCUCGCCGGCAGAAGCCACCGCUGAACUCCUGGUUGCUAUGCCUCUGAAAAUGGAGGCGGAGCAGGCCGAGAGGCUGGCAAAGAUCCCACCUCUUUCCGCGGAGGAGUCCCGGACCAUCCUGAAACGAAUCAGGGAAUGCGACCUGACUGCCAUCGCCGAAGCUGCGGAAAGAGCCGAGGACGAUGACUCAUGCAUCCGCUUGAUCACCACAGGCCUGUCUGGUGCGCUUGUACAGCCACUGCGGCGUGGCGCCACCACUGCCUUCGCACUUUUGGCGCAGGUCGCGCGCAGGUCCAUGGAGAUGGCCGCUGGAGGAGCACAGCACAAGACUGUGGCGGAGUCGCUGAUGAGCUCAGAUGGGCUCCAGCCUUUGGUGGAUGCGAUCGCCUCGCCGGACAUCCGCAAAGCAGGCCUCGCCGCCGAAGCGCUCGGCUACGUUUGCUAUCGGCACCCGGUGGUGCAGGCACGUGCCGGCAGAGCUGGAGCAAUCAGGUCACUUGUUCGUCUCCUUGGGCGGCGUGCCGAGGGAGCUGCCAGGGAGGCUGCCUAUGCGCUGUGGAACAUCCAGGUGGGUCAGCGAGAUCAUGCUGCCACUGCUUUUCGAGAGGGUGCUGCCGCCGUUUUGCUGCCAAUCCUCUCAGCCACACUUGCCGAUGAGGUGCUUAUCAAUGCCUUGGGUGCCUUGACAUCCCUGCUGUUGGCCGCAGGAGCCCAGGAGGCAAUCGGUGCAAACGGCGCUGUAGAGGUGCUGUGCGACUACCUCGAGGAUGACCAUUCCCUUGCCGUCCGCGAGCGCGCUCUGGCGGCCCUGGCCAAUCUGCUCAGCGGACAUGGGGAGAACUGCCGGAAGGCAGUCUACCGAGCCAUGGCCAUACCUCGCCUGAUGCGCUUCCUGGAGGUGUCUCCCGAUGGUGAACCUCCAAGCCUUCUCGGUGCGGAAAACGCAGCAGCCGCCUUGGCCAACAUCGUAGCCACCACCGGGCCGAUGGCUGCUCAGACGGCGGUGGACGCAGGGAUCCUGCAGGUCGUUUCGCAGCUGCUCCAAUCCUCCGCUCGGCCGGCGCAGGCUUUUGGCUUGUUGGCCAACUUAAGUUGGCAGCUGCCGGAGUUGGGAGAGAAUGUCUACCAGAUGACUCCUAUCCAGCGAGUGGUGGACGUGCUGAAGCCACAUGAAGACCAGCCUCCAAGGGGCCGCCUCGCCGCAUUGGCCCUGGCCGCGAAUCUCGCAUCCCUGGGCCCUGCGAAAGCCAGGCUGCUCAGAGCUGGUCUGCUGAAGCCUAUGGUGACAGUCAUCGAGAGCUCUGGAGACCCGGCCUUGAAAGACAUGGCCGGGGUGGGCCUUGCCAACAUUCUGGAAGACAGCCCAGAGAGCGUUGCCAAGGUCUUUCUCGAGAUCCCAGACCUGCCGAGGAGGCUCGCUUUUCUGCUUACGAACAAGAAGCAGCCGCUGGAGACCAGCACCAGACGGCACCUGAUGCGAGCGAUCGCGUUACUCGCUUCGCGAGAGGCUUCGCGCGUCUCGGUGAAGGAGUCUGGCGCUCCGGAGGCGCUUCUGGCAUUGAUGGACCAGAGUGGCCUCGCGAGGGAGGCUUCCCGGGGCCUUUUAAACCUCGCGCCUGUGGCAAAAGACCGCGACAAGUUGCUCAAAAAGGGCAUUUUGCCGAAGCUGGUCACACUGCUCCGCUCUCCUGACGCCAGGGAUGUGGCUGCUGGUGCCUUGGCGAAUUUAACCGCCGGCUCCAAGGCGGCAGCAGUGGAAGCCGCGCGGCUCGGUGCCCUCAGCCUACUCGCGCCGCAGCUGAAGCAGGCAUGCGAACCGCAAGACGAGAACAUGAUAUACGAGGUCCUGGGCUUCGCUGAAAAUGAUGCCCCUGUCUGGAUCCUGGCGGCCAUUGCGCACAUAGUGGACCUCGUAGACACUCCUGGAGCGCGCCGGGAUGCAGGUGCAGCUGUUCCAUGCAUGUGCCUGCUGACUUGCCAGGGUGAGGGCAGCGUGAAGGAGCUCGGUAUCUUCGCUUUGGGUGCAAUGGCGAAGAGCCCGGAACUGCUGCGCCCUGCCGUGGCUGACUGGCCAGGGCUUCGCGAGGCCUGUGCGGCGAUGUCCGUGUCACCGCUGCUGGACCGUGCCAAGCUGGUGCAGCGCUGCAUACCAGCCUACUAG
This is a messenger RNA of Symbiodinium sp. CCMP2592, 2853 nucleotides long. Lineage: Eukaryota; Dinophyceae; Suessiales; Symbiodiniaceae. The record is from the annotation of a GenBank genome assembly.